AUGGAGAUGGGAAACGAUGCGGAUCACGAAACGCCGCCGAUAAUUCCGAGAUAUGACACCGGACCACCGCAGCUCCAAGUCAACAGCCGCCGGCUUAUUCGUGCCUCUCCCGCAUCACAAAUGUCGUUUCCGUACGGAGUACAGAAUGAGCGGAAGAAAGUGUUGAUGAUUAGACGACCCGAUGGUUCUACACAAUUGCUCCGACCUGUAACGCAUCGAGAAAGUAUGGCUCCACGCUUAUUACAACGAAUGCCUGCGACUGGAAUGCAUAGUGGAAUGCUUACAUCGGGGUCAACAAUUCGUUCAAUCUCCGGUGGACAAUUUAGAACUUCUACACUUCAGCAACACACCCCCCGAAGCUUAUUUGAAGACUCGUAUAUUAGCCACGCUGACGGUGGGGUCUACUCCAAUAAUAGGAUUGCAAACUUACGUCCGCAAAUCAGUUUCGCCCAGCGAAUGAGCGGGAUUCGGCGAUACGGUUUUCCUCAAACGCUUCAGUCAUCAAUUCGAAAUCCAUCACCGUUGCGCGAAUAUAUACCCAGAAGAACUACUUAUGAUCGUUUUUCUAGGCGCUUGAUAAAUCGAAAUUUGCAAUUUGACUUCGAGGGAAAUGUGGCAGAGGAACGAGCUAUACGGGAUGCAAUUGCAAAAGAAGAAGAAAAGAUGCUACUUGAAGAAGAAAACAGACUACCCACGAAAGGGGUUUUCUCAAAUUCAGUUCUUGACUUCACACCAGCUAGCUUAUCACAAGGAGCCGCCGUCGAAGAUUCGGUUCCCUUUUGUCGAAACCUUCUACCAUCGACUGAUGAUACGGCGGAUGAACGCACAAUCAAAUUAGUACUUGAAAACAUUGUAAAUCAAGUAUGUCGAUGGGAUAAGCACUAUGGAUGGUAUAAGAUGCACCUCAAUAAGCCGAAAUACAAAAUGGCUCGAAAGGUUUAUCUGAAGCACAACGAGAUUAUGCUAUCCGAACAUUUGGACUAUUUACGCAAAGAAAUUAACAAAAGACGGAGUCAACUUGAGACGCAAGCUGAAACUUCACUUGGUAUGCUGGCCCCGUGGCGCCGUGCUCGAGGACGACCAUCAAACAAACAAAUUGAGCAAAAUUUUGCCUCUGUUGAAGAGGAUUCGAAAGAUUCUGGCUAUGCUUCGGGUAAAGAUUCUCCCCUAAAGGUUAUUGAAUUGGAGGAACCCAGCGAUGAAGAGUAUGAACGCGGCCAAUUCGCCCCAUUCAAUAAGUUCAUCUUAGAAGAUGAUGAAGAUUCCAGAUCGGAGUGUGAAGAUAUUUCACUCAAGGACUUGUUGAAUAGUAACUAUUCCCUUGAUCUGAUGGCUGUAUCUCCAUCAAAUCCAUAUCUUGGAGAGCUACACAUUGAGAUCCCAGUGUGGAAACAACCCGAAGAACCCACCCCUCAGCUUAUUCUUCUAACACCCAAAAAGCGUUUGCUUGAAUGCAAACAGGAUGAUGAACCCAUUGCUAAAAGACUCCGCUCAAAAUUACCUAAUCCUCUCCGUGACUCUGAUGAUUUCACCAAACGUCCACUUCCUACCGACAAAGACAAGCAGCGUCAUCGAGAGCAUCAAAGGGAACAACAGGCUAUGAAUCCAGCCGAUAUUAGCCUGGGUGGUGACUCGGUUGAUUGGGCCGACAAGGAUGUGAAAGAGGAAGACUCCUCUCAUCGUCAACCGUCGCCCAAGCGAAUGCGUCGAGAAAGCAGCAAACAGGAAAGUUCCGAUGAUGAUGAUGAUGAGCAACAAGGAAAAGUCCUGAUGCACAUUCCACCUCCUUUGGCCAGAUCUCGCGGACGACCUCGAAAGGCCGAAAGUGAGCGACGAAGGCGAGAGGCGGAGGCUAGGAUGAAAAAGAUGGUGGAAGAGGGAAAUGAUGUUCGCAAUAUGAUUGAUCCAAGCGAGUUGCAUUGCAUUUGUCGACAGCCGUUUGAUGACAGAAAAUUCUAUGUUGCUUGCAGUCAAUGUCAACAAUGGUUCCACGGAAAAUGCAUUGGAUUAAGUGAGAAGAGGGCUCGUCGUUUAAGCCGCUUUGUAUGUCAUGAUUGCCGCUCACCACAAGAUGAAGAAAGCGAAGAAAUUGAUGAUGCUGGACGUGGUGAAGUGAAACAUGAUCCUGGAUCUCAUCCUGAUGAAAUGACGGAGGACGAGGAUCAGGAGGAAGAGGUGGAGGUCGACGUCUUAAACGAUCAACAAAUGACGGAGGGUCAAGAACACUUUGAAAUUUCUGACAUCCAACCCAAGGACGAGCUCUUUUGCCUCUGUCGCACUCCAUACAACGAAGAAAAAUUUUACGUUGGUUGUGACUCUUGCACUGGAUGGUACCAUCCCGAAUGUGUCGGUAUCACAGAACGAGAUGCUCAACAAAUUGAGAGCUAUCUUUGUCCCUCCUGUCAAAGCCAUAUGGAACAACAACAGCAUAGCAAUCAACAAUUUGAACGGCAUUCGUCCAGGAACUCAUUUCUCUGGGGUCUUUUUGAAGCCGUUUCCGAACAUCGCAACGCAUGGCCAUUCAAAGAAACCGUUGACGUUGACGAAUUCCCAAAUUAUCAUCAAAUUGUGAAAAAUCCAAUUGAUUUGUCAAUCAUUGAGAAUCGACUUCGGAGUCAGUGUUAUAGUAGCCAUAUCGACUUGCACGCCGAUUUACAGCUGAUGGUCUCGAAUGCAAAGCUUUUCAAUCAGAAGGGAUCCGCUAUUUACCAAUGCGCUGAAGCGAUUGAGGCAGUGAUCAAAUCGAAAAUCGCCGAGGCAAGAAAACGAUCAACUCAC
Molecule: messenger RNA, 2778 nt
Organism: Mesorhabditis belari
Lineage: Eukaryota; Metazoa; Nematoda; Chromadorea; Rhabditida; Rhabditidae
Source: the annotation of a GenBank genome assembly